Molecule: messenger RNA, 2638 nt
Organism: Talpa occidentalis (Iberian mole)
Lineage: Eukaryota; Metazoa; Chordata; Mammalia; Eulipotyphla; Talpidae
Gene: SPOCD1
Product: SPOC domain containing 1
Exons: 16
Coding region: 273-2447 (724 amino acids)
Biological process (GO): DNA-templated transcription
Cellular component (GO): nucleus
Source: RefSeq, a predicted model, not a curated record
UUUCCAGGGACAAGCUGAAGGUGAAGGCUCAGCCAGUGUCCUCAGGGAGUCUGGGGCAAGGGCUUGUUGCUCCCAUCAGCUCCCUGGAACCUGUAGCCAGCAAGGCUCCCUCAGCCCCAAGCAGGGGGCAGAGAAAAUCCCCAGGUGCUAAGAAGUUGAGAAGGGGCCUGGUAUCCCACCCCCGGGACCAGGGCACAGACAGAAGCCAGGACGACAAAUCCCAGGGCCAGCCAGAGGAAUUGGGCCCACGCGUCUACCCCAAACUGGAGAAAAUGAAAAUGCCCGUUGGGGUGAAGCAUGUGUGUUAUCUUGGUUCUGGGCCAGUGAUCCACCUCCUGGGGGCUCUCCUGCACGGCCAGGCCAACGGGCCCCAGCCUCCAAAACUGGAGGCUCUGGAGGACAUGAUGGAGGUUAGCUCAACCUCACCUGCCAAGAGGCCCAGAAGGAAGAAAAGGUCCAGGGCUCAGGGCCCCACUGGGUGCCAGGAGGGGGUGUCUGUUCAGGAGGCCGGCGCUGAGUGUCCAGGGUGCAACCCAGAGGAGGUUGAAGAUGAGGCUGGUGAACAAGACCAGGAUACAGCUCAGCUUUGGCCCCAGCAUGAGAAGCUACCCUGGGAUGUCAGGGUACGGGGCACUGUGGUCCGUGCCAUGCAGGAGGUGCUGUGGAGUCGCCUCCGGGAGCUCCCAGACGUGGUGCUGAGCCAGGAGGCAGUGGAGGGCAUCGCUGCUGGCAUCGAGGCAGCCCUCUUCGACCUGACACAGACUACCAAUGGCCGCUACAAAACCAAGUACCGCAGCCUGCUGUUCAACCUGCGUGACCCCAGAAACCCAGACCUGUUUCUCAAAGUGGUUCAUGGAGCUGUCACCCCCUACUGCCUGGUGCGGAUGAACUCCAUCCAGCUAGCCCCUCAGGAGCUGGCCCGCUGGCGGGACCAGGAGGAGAAAAGGGGCCUGGAGAUAAUUGAGCAGCAACAGAAGGAGGCAUGCAAGCUCCCGGCUUCCAAACUGACCCACAAGGGUGAAGUGGAGAUCCUGCGGGACACGGACCAGACGCUGACGCUGGAGAACCUGGUGGGACUCAUGGUGUCCAUGGACUGCAGCCCGCCGGCCCUGCCUGCCCCAUCAAAGCCCACCACGGAGCACGAGGAAACCACGGAGCAGCAUGACCCCAACUGUCACAUCUGCAUGGACUGGAAGCCGGUGCGUAAACAGUCAGGCGCCUUCAAAGCCACCAGCAGGAUGGGGGACAACAUCUUCCAGAGAGUCCCAAGCCCAACCCCUGUGUCAACUCCAGAAGGGCCCCAAAUCAGUGAGAAACCUCCCACAGAGCCCCCAGACAGGCUCCAGAUGCUCACUGGACGUACCAAGGCCCUCCCUAGCCAGCCACCCUGGGAAGGGGCUGUGGACAUGUUCUCCAUCAAGAGGUUCCGGGCCAAGGCCCAGCUGGUCUCAGGACACAGCUGUCAGCUCAUAAUGGCCCUGCCGGAGGUGAUCCGCUCAGCAGGCUGCAUCCCCUCCAACACUGUCUGGGAGCUUCUGGCCAGCAUCUGCCCAGCCCAGGUCAAGGAUGUGUGUGUGCUCAGGCUGUGCCCACAGGGACCUCGGGAUACCCAGAACUGCCGCCUGCUCUACUCCUACCUCAACAACAAGCAGUGCCAUGGCCUGGCAGCUGUGCAGCAGGUUGGGGUGGUGCUGCUGCCCCUGCCUGCCUUUCAGCCCCUGCCCAGCAGACUGCGCCCUCUUGGAGGUCCAGGUCUGGAUGUCACUCACUCGAGCUUGUUGCUGGCUGUGCUGCUCCCCAAGGCGGGGCUUCCAGGCACAGCAGAGUUCAGCUCCUUGCAGGGGAAGGUUCGCAAGACGGUUUCCUUCAACAAGAAAGUGGAGAUGAGAUGCUACCAGCCGGAGGCCAGGAGGCCAGCUGUGACCCUGAAGGGUGCCCUUCCCCCAGAGGGUGCCCUGCAGCAGGGUCAGGACAAAGGCAGCCUGGCUCCAAGGGGAAUUUGUACAUGGCAGAGGCCCCCCAGAGGCAGGGGGAGUCUGUGGGGAGAGCCUCAGACAUGGCAGGGUCCUGGGAGAGGGCAGUGGUCCCACAAACAAGGCGGGUGUCAGUCCUGGCAUCCCUAUUCAGGAGCAUCACCUGGCCAUCCCCAAAGCCAUGGCCAGCACCUCCACAGGGCUUUCUGUCCCCACCAAGCCCUCCUCCAGCAUCUUGAGUCCCUGGUGGCCCUGAGUCACCAGCUCCAAGCCUCACUGAGGUCCCCAGGCCAAGAGCUCAUUCCUCUACCAUCUGCAGCAUCUGUUCAACCCCAGACCCCUAUAGACCCUGGAAUUCUUGGCUUCCUCUCCCAGCCCCGUACAGCUCCAGAGCCCUCCAGCCAAGACCUUUACUCUUUCUUGGGCCCUACAGAUGGAGCUGGCUCCGACUGUCCUCUUCCUAGAGAUACCUGACUCUCUUUACCCAACAAGAGAGGGUUUCAGUGCCCUCACAAGUCCUGAACCCUGAGCUGUUCCAGGGACAGAGGGGCAGAGGAAGAGAAAGAUUACCUCACCCCACCUGUUGAGUGCUGUUUGUGCUGUUUGAGUUUCCUGUUCUGUGGUCUGCUUGGUGUUGAUUUUGGUUUAAUAAAGAAUUUGGUGAA